CUUGAUGCCUAGCAUUACAUUCACCAGAAAAUGAGGAUGGCAUCGAAGGAAAAGAAACAAUAUAAAAGAGUGGAAACCCACCCUCCUUAACCUUCACUUUUCUGCGAACAAGAAUCAGGUAUCUUGUUACUCCCUCGUUAACAACUAUUACAUACAACAAGAAUAUCUGCUCCAACUGACGUUGAGGCUCAAGCUGCACAACCAGCUGAAGAGUAUAUUCCACCAUACGUACCAAAGAGCAAAUUCACUUUCGGCGAUGACGGUGUUAGAAACCACUUCGUUGCUGUUACUGGUGAAUUUGUAGGUACAUUCAUGUUCCUUUGGUCUGCUUUCGUUAUCGCUCAAAUUGCCAACCAAGAUACAUCUGUUAGUGAGCCUGGUUCACACCCACCUCAAUUGCUUAUGAUUUCCUUCGGUUUCGGUUUCUCUGUUCUGUUUUCUGUCUUCAUUUUCUUCAGAGUUUCUGGUGGUAACUUGAACCCUGCUGUAACCUUGACUCUUAUGCUUGCAAGAGCCAUCCCACCAGUGAGAGGUAUUUUGAUGAUGAUUUCCCAAAUGGUUGCAGGUAUGGCUGCUGCCGGUGCUGCAUCCGCUAUGACUCCGGGUCCAAUCGCCUUUGCCAACGGCCUUGGUGGUGGCUGUUCUAGAUCCAGAGGUCUCUUCCUUGAAGCUUUCGGUACCUGUCUUUUGUGUACCACUGUCUUGUUCAUGGCUGUUGAGAAGCACAAGGCUACAUUUAUGGCCCCAUUGGCUAUUGGUAUCUCCUUGUUCAUUGGACACUUGGUUUGUGUGUACUACACUGGUGCCGGUUUGAACCCAGCUAGAUCUUUUGGUCCAUGUAUCGCUGCACGUUCUUUCCCUAACUACCACUGGAUUUACUGGGUUGGUCCAAUGUUGGGAUCCUUUAUUUCCUUUGGUAUCUGGCAAUUCUUGCACUUCUUGGACUACGAGACUGCUAACCCAGGCCAAGACGCUGACCAUUAAACUCAUAACCCAAAGAGGAACACUCAAUUUUCAUACCUCAUGUGUUCAUCAUUGUGAAACCUGGUGGUUUUGCUACAAAAGUCACAUAAUCUAAUAAUAUACACUAAUGACCUACUAUUACAGAGUGAAAUCUUUACCUAAUUGAAAAAAUCAUGCCCUCAACGUG
Williopsis jadinii is the source of this 1150-nucleotide messenger RNA. RefSeq names its product aquaporin-like protein. The record is from RefSeq and is a predicted model, not a curated record. The transcript has a single exon. Gene Ontology annotation, molecular function: water channel activity. The coding region runs from base 313 to 984 and encodes 223 amino acids. Gene Ontology annotation, biological process: transmembrane transport. Gene Ontology annotation, cellular component: plasma membrane. NCBI's taxonomy places the organism in Eukaryota, Fungi, Ascomycota, Saccharomycetes, Phaffomycetales, Wickerhamomycetaceae.